AUGAAUGCUUUAUUUGACGGGUAUGUUCAUGCUAAGACAAACUUAAAAGAGUUUGUCGAUCAGUUCGAUAAUACAUUGAGGAAGAAGAUUGAGAGUGAAAGUGAGGCGGACUUCCAAUCAUUCAACGUCACAAUUCCCGUCGUCUCUCCCUCUCCACCUGAGAAGAUUUUUCAGGGGAUAUACACUUGCAAUAAAUUUAGAGAAGUUCAGAAAGAAGUAAUAGGGAUGCUUGCAACUCUUCCUACUCUACACCGGAAGGAUGGUGUAAUUGCGACGUACCAUGUAGAAGAUGAAGUGGAUGUUGAGGAUUUCAUCAAGGAGGUGACCCACACAGUGUACUUUAAUGAGGCCGAAUGUGAAGUGAAGUGUUCAUGUGCCUUGUUUGAGAUGAGAGGGAUACUGUGUAGACAUGUGUUAGGCAUUAUGAGAGUUAACAAAGUCCGUUCGGUUCCUGAAAAGUACUUACUAGAUCGAUGGCGGAAAGACAUCAAAAGGACAUACACUCUUAUACGAAGUAGUUAUGACUUAGUUGAUCAGAGGCCUGAAGUUAGCAGAUAUUCACAUAUCAUCAAGAAAUGCUAUGAAGUAGCCACAAAUGCAUCUUCAUGUGAUGAGCACACUGAGGAUAUGUUAGAUAAGUUAGAUGCGAUGAACUUAGGCUACCGCACCAAGACGCCGCUCUCGAAGGUUGUAACUACUGAUGCCGACACAACGACAGCUGUGAGUUCUAAGAAAGUAUUGAGUCCUAAUGUAGUCAAAGGAAAAGGUAGACCGUCAUCUCUUAGAAAAAAAUCAAUGAUUGAGAAAGUGAAACACACGACGAAUAAGGCUAGUCAAAAAGGAAAGCGUAAACAGCCGCAUGGAAUACAAGGCGUGGAUGUUGGAACGUGCAGGAAUUUAUUUGGACAAGCAGAUGUUGGAACAACACAAAAUGUUCCAGUUCAGCCGUCACAAUACACUACCGAAGUGUUGGACUUUAGUGCAACCGAAUUAGGCUUUGCAGUGAAUGAGACUUAA
Carya illinoinensis is the source of this 1017-nucleotide messenger RNA. RefSeq names its product protein FAR-RED ELONGATED HYPOCOTYL 3-like. Gene Ontology annotation, molecular function: zinc ion binding. Bases 1 to 1017 code for a protein of 338 amino acids. Lineage: Eukaryota; Viridiplantae; Streptophyta; Magnoliopsida; Fagales; Juglandaceae. The transcript has 3 exons. The record is from RefSeq and is a predicted model, not a curated record.